AUGAAAACCAGCACUCAACCAAAACUUCUCACUUUCAAAUACGUGUUUCUCUCUCUCCUUCUCGCUCUCCCCAUUCUCCUUCUUGUCCUCCGUCUUCAACCUCAAAACCUCCGCUGGACCGCCGCCGCACCAGGUGACAUCCGCCUGCCAACCGUACCCAACAUAACCACCCGAGGCAUCCGAAUCCGACCUGGCUACACCUCGUACGAAGCCUACAUCGAGCGCCAGGUCAACAAGACCCUCAACCCUAGGCUGCGACAAGUUUGGAUCACCCGCGACUGGGACCGGAAGAUCAAAGUCUUCUCCCAAUUCUUUCAGCACCUAAAGCGCCGGAGCCUCCUCUCCAACGACUCCAAAUCCCUCUGCAUCGGCGCACGAGUCGGCCAGGAGGUCGAGGCGCUGCGCCGAGUCGGCGUGUCCGACUCAGUCGGCAUCGACCUCGUGCCCUACCCGCCGCUGGUCGUGAAAGGGGACUUCCACAACCAGCCCUUCGGCAACGACACCUUCGACUUCGAGUUCUCCAACGUGUUCGACCACGCGCUGUUGCCGGACAAGUUCGUUGCGGAGAUCGAGCGGACGUUGAAGCCACGUGGCGUCUGCGUUCUACACGUGGCGGUUGCGAGGCGGACGGAUAAGUACUCGGCGAAUGACCUGUUUAGUAUCAAGCCGUUGGUGGAGAUGUUUCGGAGGUCUGAGUUGGUUCAGGUUAGGGAGAUUGACGGGUUUGGGGCUAACACGGAGGCGGUUUUUAUGAAACGGGAAACGGGAUACGGGGAACACAUCCAACGGUCUUGA
Molecule: messenger RNA, 795 nt
Organism: Prunus armeniaca (apricot)
Lineage: Eukaryota; Viridiplantae; Streptophyta; Magnoliopsida; Rosales; Rosaceae
Source: the annotation of a GenBank genome assembly